CCCCUCCCCCUCCCCCUACGACUCUGGUGCUCAUCGUGGAUGAGCACGCCGCCCCCUAAUUCCAUCGCCACUUCCUUCGCGCCUACUCACACACUCACUCGCUCAUUCACUCACUCCAUCUCACCAUACCCAUAUCCCAUCGCAUUACUUGUUGCCGCUGUGCCAUUCUCAUUUAUAUUUGAUUUUGUGUUAAGCCUGAUUGAUUGGAUCGAAGACCUCUUUAUUGUUGCCUUAACGAGACUGAUCACUAUAAGAGGUGAUGCGGUAGAGAUAGACGAGGAGCAGGUGCCGUGGUCUUCUUUCCCUCUAGCGAAGCUCGGCUGAGCUUAGCUGUGAGCUGAGCUUCGGCCGCGGAAGAGAUGUAUGGCAGUGGAUGGGUUGCCUUUGAGCAUUAGUGGCAAGCCUGCCAACGCAAUCUGCUGUCUUAAUUGUUUUGGAGAGGCGCCUGCCAGUCGUGGGGCUGCCGCUCAAGCGCUUUCUACGAGUAGCAUUUCUUUCGUCUCGAGACAACUUGGAAGUAGACAGAGCCUUAAAAUUUGUUUACGAUGGCGUCCGCCAAGUUGGCCUACUCGACGGGAAGUGGCAUCAAGUCGAAGCACAGCGUACGCGUGCAGCAAACCACAGCAGAUGCGAAGCUUCAAGCCGCCUACGAGGAAUCAAACGACUCUGGGGAUUCAUUUGAUUACUCGAAAUCAGUCGGCCAGGCCGCCAAAUCCACUGUGCAACAGGUUCCUGCUCAAGCAGUGACAGCCUACCUGCAGCGGAUGCAGCGAGGGGGUCUUACACAGACUUUUGGGUGUAUGCUGGCCGUGGAGGAGAACACAUUUAGGGUCAUUGCUUACAGCGAGAAUGCUCUGGAUAUGCUUGACUUAAUGCCACAAGCUGUACCGAGUGUGGGGCAACAGGAUGUUCUCGGAAUUGGAACCGACUCGAGAUCAUUGUUCACUCCUUCGAGUGCGGCUGCGUUAGAACGAGCUACACAACAAUCAGAUUUGAGCAUGGUGAACCCUGUCUCUGUCCACUCUAGAAGCUCAGGGAAGCCAUUUUACGCCAUUUUACAUCGCAUUGACGUAGGGAUAGUGAUGGACUUUGAGCCUGUUCGACCAAAUGAUGUGGUAGUGUCCUCGGCUGGAACCAUUCACUCUCACAAGCUUGCAGCAAAAGCCAUUUCUCGCCUUCAGUCGCUGCCUGGGGGCGACAUUGGUCUUUUGUGCGAUACCGUAGUCGAAGAGGUUCGUGAGCUCACGGGUUAUGACCGGGUAAUGGCGUACAAAUUUCAUGAAGACGAGCAUGGGGAAGUUCUGGCUGAGAUUCGAAGAUCAGACUUAGAACCUUACUUAGGGCUACAUUAUCCUGCAACAGAUAUUCCGCAAGCUUCUAGGUUCCUCUUCAUGAAGAAUAGGUUUCGGAUGAUCGUUGAUUGCUAUGCGCCCCCUGUGAAGGUUAUUCAAGACAAGGACUUACGACAGCCGCUCACUCUUGCAGGAUCCACUCUGCGAGCUCCUCAUGGUUGCCAUGCGCAGUACAUGGGGAACAUGGGAUCUAUUGCGUCUGUUACAAUGGCUGUCGUUGUGAAUGAUCAGGAAGACGACGGUGGAUCGCAGAAAGCGCGUAGAUUGUGGGGAUUGGUGGUGUGUCACCAUACAUCUGCCAGGAUGAUCUCCUUCCCUCUGCGUUCGGCGUGCGAGUUUCUGAUGCAGGUGUUCGGCUUGCAACUAAACAUGGAAGUGGAGCUCGCAGCUCAGUUGAGAGAGAAACAUAUCUUAAGGACACAGACGUUGCUUUGUGACAUGCUCUUGCGGGAUGCACCCAUAGGUAUUGUGUCACAGUCUCCCAACAUUAUGGAUUUGGUUAAGUGUGACGGAGCGGCCCUUUAUUAUGGGAAUCGGUUCUGGCUUCUAGGAAUUACACCAUCCGAGCAGCAGAUUAAGGAGAUAGCGGACUGGCUGUUAGAGUGUCAUAAGGACUCAACUGGGUUGAGCACGGAUAGCCUAGCAGAUGCUGGCUAUCCAGGUGCGAACCUGCUAGGUGAUGCUGUAUGUGGGAUGGCAGCUGCAAGGAUCACUCCCAAAGAUUUCCUGUUUUGGUUCAGGUCUCACACUGCCAAGGAAAUUAAGUGGGGAGGCGCAAAGCAUGACGCGGAUGAUAGGGACGACGGAAGGAAGAUGACUCCUCGGUCCUCUUUUAAUGCCUUUCUAGAAGUGGUUAAGAGGCGAAGUGUCCCUUGGGAGGACAUUGAAAUGGAUGCAAUUCACUCUCUGCAGCUGAUCUUGAGGGGGUCUUUUCAAGACAUUGAUGACAGCGAUACUAAAACAAUGAUACAUGCACGGCUGAACGAUUUGAAGUUGCAGGGUAUGGAUGAGCUUAGCACAGUUGCCAAUGAAAUGGUUCGGCUGAUUGAAACAGCGACAACACCCAUUCUUGCGGUUGACUCUAGUGGGUUUAUUAAUGGGUGGAACGCGAAAGUAGCAGAAUUGACUGGACUUUCUGUUGGUGACGCUAUGGGCCGAUCCUUGGUUAAGGAUCUGAUUUUGGAGGAGUCAGUGGAGGAUGUGCAGAGGCUGCUGUAUCUUGCCUUACAGGGAGAAGAAGAGCAAAACGUUGAGAUCCGAUUGAGAACAUUUGGGCCGCAGAAGGCGAAAGGUGCAGUGAUUUUGAUAGUAAAUGCCUGUUCAAGCAGGGAUGUACAGGAGAACGUGGUCGGAGUGUGUUUCGUAGGGCAGGACGUGACAGGGCAAAAGAUGUUACAUGACAAAUUCACACGUAUUCAUGGUGACUACAAAAGUAUCGUCCAGAAUCCAAAUCCAUUGAUUCCACCUAUUUUUGGAAGUGAUGACUUAGGUUAUUGUACCGAGUGGAGUCCUUCAAUGGAGAAGCUAACAGGAUGGAAGAGAGAUGAGGUACUUGGAAAAAUGCUGGUUGGGGAAGUAUUUGGUAUGCAUCUAAUGUGUUGCCGCCUUAAGGGCCAGGACGCAGUGACUAAAUUCAUGAUAGUUCUUAAUAACGCUAUGGAUGGUCAAGAUACAGACAAAUAUCCAUUCUCCUUUUUCGAUCGUCAGGGGAAGUUUGUGGAAGCUCUGCUUACGGCUAACAAGAGAACGGAUGCAGAUGGAUACAUCACAGGUGUUUUUUGCUUUCUGCACAUUGCAAGCCCAGAAUUGUUACAGGCACUAACUGUUCAACGAGCUACAGAGAAGGUGGCUUUUGCCAAACUCAAGGAACUUGCUUAUAUCCGGCAAGAAAUCAAGAAUCCUCUGUAUGGAAUCAUGUUCACUCGAAAUUUGAUGGAGGAUACAGAUUUGUCGGAUGACCAAAAGCAAUUUAUGGACACUAGUGCAGUAUGUGAGCGACAAUUGCGUAAAAUAUUAGAUGACAUGGAUCUCGAGAGCAUUGAAGAUGGGUAUUUGGAGUUGGAAACAGCAGAAUUUGAGAUGGGGUCCAUGAUGGACGCUGUUGUGAGUCAGGGAAUGGUUACGUCAAGAGAGAAAGGCCUUCAGUUAAUUCGUGAAACGCCUCGGGAAAUCAAGGAUAUGUGCUUAUUCGGAGAUCAAGUUCGAUUACAACAAGUUCUUGCAGACUUUUUGCUAAAUGCAGUGCGUUUUACUCCCUCUUCCGAGGGUUGGGUCGGCAUCAAGGUGGUCGCAACGAAAAGGCGCCUUGGUGGUGGCUUUCACGUCGUGCACUUAGAAUUCAGAGUAACACAUCCUGGUUCAGGGCUUCCAGAGGAGCUCAUCCAUGAGAUGUUUGACCGGGGUCGUGGUAUGACUCAAGAAGGGCUUGGGCUGAAUAUGUGCCGCAAACUUGUGAAACUGAUGAAUGGUAAUGUACAAUACAAGAGAGAGACAGGAAAAAGUUACUUUUUGGUCACACUGGAGCUUCCGUUGGCUGUACGAGAUGAUACCGGUACCAUGCGGUAAAUGGCCUCUAGAAUGCCAAUGAACCUUGUUUGUAUACAGGUUGAUAACUUACUUCUCCCCACACCGGUUCAUGUAUAUCUGGAAGACAAAAGUCUCGGAUCAGCAGAGCAGCUUUAUUCUUCUCUUGUGGAAAUUGAGGUCGUGAAACUGCUCACUUUGUAUUGAUCUCGAGCAACACCACAAGUCUCUUCUCUUCAUUUUUUGAGAUGGUUUACAGAGAAGGAGACUAAUCACUGGAAAGAUAGUGAUGAAUGGCGGAGGCUUAUACUCGCGGACUAAGCCGGGUUCAUACUCCUUUGGAACCUUGCUCCGGACCACCUGCCACAUGGUUGUUUUUCUUUUUUUUUUUCUCUCAUUUUCUCACGGGUGACGAACAGUAUUUGGGCAAAACAUGUCCAAAGCAGCGUGUUAAUUUUCUUGAUGACUAAUGCAAUUUUGAUUUUUAGCCUAGAAACAGAACUGUCUUGUGUAUGUUUCAUAUAAGCUGUAGAUGAACAGCUUUGUAUGCGUCAUGAAGGCCCUAUGCAUUCGUAUAUAUCUCUGACGAGUGGUACUCGAUUGGCGAUUCAUGAAUGCUCUCUGUUCUACGACCAAUUUAGAUCCAGACACGACGAACAAUUAUUGAUCUGCUGCUGAUAUUUCCGUUUCAAAAUCUUUCCUGAGCAGUUUUCAGGUUUUCUUUA
Messenger RNA from Physcomitrium patens, 4600 nucleotides. Its product is annotated as phytochrome 1. Gene Ontology annotation, biological process: red, far-red light phototransduction; regulation of DNA-templated transcription; protein-tetrapyrrole linkage. NCBI's taxonomy places the organism in Eukaryota, Viridiplantae, Streptophyta, Bryopsida, Funariales, Funariaceae. The record is from RefSeq and is a predicted model, not a curated record. Gene Ontology annotation, molecular function: phosphorelay sensor kinase activity; protein homodimerization activity; photoreceptor activity.